UCCCUCUCCAUAUCUUAGAAGUGUGAAGUUCUCACAUACUUCUCUUGAGCAGAUUGGAAACUCCAUCCAACUCUCAUUAGCAACUCUAGCUUUGCAUGAACAAAGCAAAGUGUCUGCAAAUUACUCUUCUCAUGCAAUGCAGGCUGCAGACCUAUCAUUCCAUCAAGUCUUUCUUAAGACUAUGUUCAUGGGUCUGAAAAUUGGAGUUUCAAUGAAGACGAUGAGCUACCAAGAGAGGAAGAAAGUCAUCAAGCUCUCGGCGAAUAUAGCCAUGGCGGUUGCAGGCAAGGGGAUGAAUUGGAGCCGUGCAUUGAUCACUAGCCAUGCAAAGCAUGGGCAGAACAAAGUUCUUCUGAUGAGUCUGCUGGGAAGGAGAAGGUAUGAGAGCAUAACCAAGCCAUGCUUCCCAGUGAAAUUUAAGGAGAAGAGGAUGAAGUUGAAGAGGAGAUUUAGAAGGACUAAUUCAAUCUUAAGAAGAGGAGCGCAUGCAUCAAAUGGUGCAACAGCAAGAGUGAUAGCAGAAUCUCUGGUAAAACAAAGAACAAGAAUUCUGAAACGGGUGGUGCCAGGAGGCGAGACUUUGGAUGAGCUCUCACUGCUGGAAGAGACCAUAGACUAUGUCAUCUCAUUGAAGGCUCAAGUCAAUCUAAUGAGGCUGCUCACAGAAGCUCUCAGCCGAAGUAAUAAAGGAGGAAUUCCAUAAGAAAGUUCAGAAAUGUUUCAGCAGACUAUUCUAUAUAAAGGAGAACAGCCUCAAGAAUUCAGUCAAUGAUAUAUGAGGUUACAUUAGGAUGCUUCCACUUGAAAUGUGAUGCUAAGUUGGCUUCUUUGUUGUUUCUAAUUUUUAAAAAUGGGCAGGAUUAAAAGUCAAGCAUUAAGCCUGCUAUAUUUUAUGUCGUGUAAUACCUCUUGAAGAUAAAUGAUCGUUUGUGCAUGAAAUGUUAAUGAAAUUUUA
Molecule: messenger RNA, 955 nt
Organism: Phalaenopsis equestris
Lineage: Eukaryota; Viridiplantae; Streptophyta; Magnoliopsida; Asparagales; Orchidaceae
Product: transcription factor IBH1
Exons: 2
Coding region: 137-703 (188 amino acids)
Biological process (GO): regulation of DNA-templated transcription
Molecular function (GO): protein dimerization activity
Source: RefSeq, a predicted model, not a curated record